Rotaria socialis is the source of this 828-nucleotide messenger RNA. The record is from the annotation of a GenBank genome assembly. Lineage: Eukaryota; Metazoa; Rotifera; Eurotatoria; Philodinida; Philodinidae.
AUGAUUAACAGGUGGAGAAAAGAAUUAGAUGACUGCCGAUUGGUGACUGUGAACAAUGAAAACUCAUUACAUUCAAAAAGCCACCGUGGUCAACCAUACUUAGCAUAUAUUAUCACUUCUACGUCUCGGCGUUUCAAUUCCACAUAUACUGAACUUGCCAUCGCAUUACCUGGCUUUUUUAAUAUUAUUCGUAAAGAAUGCGUCUCGCAGAAUGAUUCACGAAUUAUGGGGCAUGGUCAAAUAAACGUUGCAUCACUACUUCUGACUCACGUUGAUAUAUGGGAUGAAAUCGGAUCGAGAUCUGAUCAUGAGUUGGGCCAGAACGAUUGGGCAUUUGUAUUUGAAGACGAUGUUAGUAUAGUUCCUCCUGAAAUCAUGAAAGGUUUUUAUGGAAAAAUUUACACAGCAUGGAAGUAUAAAAACCCAAAUCCUAUUUUAGGAAAAACUAUCGAAGAAGGACUCGAAAUGGCAAAACAUGAUGGAAUUCUAUAUCUCGGUACUUGCGGACCGGUCUUCAUGGAUAAUGAUACCAAUAUUCAGUAUUCAAGCGAUCGUCUGAUCCAAUUCCGCCGUGGUCUAUACUUUUGUACGCAUGCAAUAGCCUACACUAAAUGGCGUGCACGAAGAUUCUGGAGUGACUUGGCUACAUAUAGACUUUUACAUAGUGCAGUCGGUAGUGAUACAAUAGCAAGGGAAUGGCAACGACUCUCAAAAACGUAUCCAUUGAGCGCAGCGACAAAUAUAAAUUGGCCGACAGAUGAGGAACACUACGGGUUCUUCUUUCAGGAUAGAGGAAAACAUGUGUCAAUAAUACAAGGAUUGGUUUGA